CAUCAGGUGCGUGACGUCGACGGCCACAGGUAGAGCAUUUCCUUCACUCGCUGUGAAUUAGUUUCGCUCACCCACCUGUUCACGGUGGAUAGAGAACAGAAUGGGAAAGCUUCAGGAAUUCGAAAUAACUCUUAAUAACAACAAAACGGUUUAUAGUCCCGGCGAAUCCCUCUCUGGAACUCUGAAAAUCUCAAUUACACAGCCCAUACUAUGUAAAGCAAUCAAAGUGAACUGCCAGGGCUUCUGUGGAGUGACCAGCAAAUCAAAUGACACAGACUGGACAGAGGAGGAGCAGUACUUCAGCAGCUCAGUCUCAAUAGCAGAUAAAGGCACUCUGAAAGAGGGCGAGCACAGUUUUCCCUUCAAGUUUCUCUUGCCAGCUGCUGCACCAGCAUCAUUUGAAGGGCUUUAUGGACAGAUUAUAUACAGAGUUCGGGCUUUCAUAGAGACGCCUCGUUUCGCAAAAGACUACAAGAUAGAGAAGCCAUUCUCUAUGUUGAACAUAUUAAACCUGAAUGAAGUACCUGGUAUACAGGAACCUAGCUCAUCUUCUGUAACCAAGAAUUUCUCAUACAUGCUUGUGAAGAAUGGGACAGUGCUGCUGAAAGCUGCGAGUGACAAGCGGGGAUAUAUCGCUGGACAGAUCAUUAAAGUGUCUGCUGAGAUUGAAAACAAAUCUGAGAAGUCAACAGGCCAUGUGGUUGCCAGUUUAAUGCAGAAAGUAACAUAUAAUACCAAGAAGCCGACAUAUGACUUGCGGACAGUAGCGGAGGUAGAAGGACCUGGAGUGAAGGGUGGAAAUAAAACUGAAUGGAAAGAGAAGAUAAUUGUACCUACUCUUCAUCAGUCCUCCCUGACUGAUGGAAACCUCAUCCAUAUCUGCUACUACAUUCAGGUGUAUUUGAAAUACCCAGAUGUGUCCUUAACUCUGCCCAUUUACAUUGGAAACAUCGCAGUGGAUCCAACUCGGCCUUCCCCCUCCCGGGCGGUUCCACCCAUGCCAGCCCCACGUAACAACCCCACCCCUGCCUCUGCCUCUGCCCCAUCUCCUGCUGCUGCUCCCGCUGAAUCAGCCCCUCCCAAUCUGCCAUUACGCACAACCCCAAAACCUGCACCCAAACCUAGGCCUCGUAGCGCCUACGCAUCCCCCAGUGCACCUCCAGCGGAUCUGUACCCUGAGCUCCCAGGUGUGGCUAACCACAGUGGGGAAAUGGCAAAGAGUCCACAGCAUGAGUCAGGUUCCCAGGCUGCAGUGUCCCCUAAUGCAUUCAGCUAUGCUCCUGGACUCAGCUUCAAACAGAAACAGAACUCCAACGGCCCAUCAGCACUGCCCUUGAGUUCAUCCUCCCGCCCUCAAGACACAAAUGGAAAUCAAAUGUCCUCUUCAGCAAGCUUGCCUCCAAACUAUAGGAGUUCAGAAUAUCCACAUGAACCUCCACCUUCUUAUGAAGAUAGCUGCAAUAUAUAGGAUGUCACCCAAACGAAGGAAGGGAGAAAAAACAGUGAAAACAUUCAUAACACUCCUGUGACUUUAUAAUAAAUGCAGACCUCAAGCACUUUUGAACCAAAUGUGUAAAUAUACAAAUUCUGUGUUCUUCAGAGUUCUGAUAUUAAACCUUAGAGGUCAGCUGAAAUAAUACUUCAUAUGUGGUUUGGCAGCUAUAAUGCCAACCAAACAGUUGGAAAUUUUGCUUUUUAUUUUUUGUCACUGGAAAUUAGAUCUGUCUCUUGCUAAAGUUAUUUUACCACUUGUUUUAGAAGUUUUAUAAUGGAAGAGUAUUAAGUACUCUUUUACUAGUAGACUAUCCCUUGUUUUAUACAUUUGUACUUGCAAUCACACAACAAUCAAGGUAUAUUUGCUUUUAUUAGUAUGUUCAGGCUUUGUUUUCGUAUACACCCUUUGUUUGAAUACACCCAUCAUCCUCAUUAUAUGAGACUACUGACUAUAUGAAGUUCUGUGGUAUUUAAUUGUUGUUUUCUGACUUUGAUAGUAUUUUUUUCUCCCAAGACAGUUUUAUUGCACACUACUUGCAUGUUAAAAACGUUUUUGUAUUUAAGCAGUGAUUUACAUUUAAAUGUAGUGUACAGAUUAAUAAAAUUCUUUUGAAAAUCAAUGUCAUGCAUAUGAAGACAAAUUUUGCAGUUGAAUUACACUAACUGAAAAAAGUGUACUUCUAAAUAGAAUGGGAAUGAAUCAGUUACAUUGCUUGUAACUUUGAUAUGAAUCUUUGAUAGGUUAUAUUUUUGCCUUAUACAGAUGGAGGCUGAAGAUCAGGACUUGAAAGUUAAAGCAAAGGGAUGGUAGACAUUGCCAAUAAGUAACAAUAGUUCUGCCUUAAGCUGUCUUGUGUACUAAAGCCGUUUGGCCUUAAGGUGCCAACUGCUGCAAAUUUGAGAUGUCCAUGUUAUUGUACAAUAACUUUCAGGGUGUUUCACUUUAUAAAAGGAAUUUCUAUCGGUAAUUCUUUGAAAUCCAUUUGUUGAGGUUCCCCACACAAACAAUGUCUUGAUUUUUUGUGAUAUACGUGUGAUACGUGAAUCUUAAAUAAAGUGAUAAUAUUUACAGAAAA
Molecule: messenger RNA, 2570 nt
Organism: Ctenopharyngodon idella (grass carp)
Lineage: Eukaryota; Metazoa; Chordata; Actinopteri; Cypriniformes; Xenocyprididae
Gene: arrdc1a
Product: arrestin domain containing 1a
Exons: 8
Coding region: 101-1468 (455 amino acids)
Biological process (GO): protein transport
Cellular component (GO): cytoplasm
Molecular function (GO): ubiquitin protein ligase binding; ubiquitin-like ligase-substrate adaptor activity
Source: RefSeq, a predicted model, not a curated record